CACCACAAAAUUUUCUGGAAUAAUAGUCAAUUUAUUCAUUUCUUUUAAACUUUCUUCACAUCACUUCCUCUUCUUCAAAGUUUUACGUUGCUAAGGAAUUAUACUUGCUAGGAAACCUGCCAGGAUCUUGUUUUGUUUAGUCAAUAUUACGUUUUCAAUAAAUGCUUUGAAUUCAACCUAAAACUGACUAUGGAAGAGCGCAAUAGCAAUUAUUUGGAAUCCGAUGAAACAUUAAAUAAACAUUACAUUAAGUGGGUGAAGCCUGGAAAUGUAGAUCGAAUUGCAUUUGUCAACGAUGACGUUUUGGCUAUUGUGUGUGCAAAUUUCAUCCUCUUCUACAAUUUGACUACAAACACUGAAUCAAUUUAUCAAGCUGAUUGUGAUGAGAAGGGCAAUGGUAUUCGAUUCGUUGCCGGCUAUGGCUAUGCUUAUAUAUUUGCUUUGUCUGACAAAUCACUCAAAUGUAGAAUCAAAGUUUGUAGCUAUCCUCAAUUUGAAGUCAUCACCACCCUGGGUGAAGAGAAACAAGAUGACUUCUAUGUUGCUCUGGCAUUCAGUCCGUCUGAGUAUUUGAUCAGCCUGACUGGCCUCCCCUCCUAUGAAAUUGCAAUGUGGAAUUGGCGGACUGGUGAGAAGCUGGCUAGUGCAGGCUCUGGGCUCAAAUUCAACUUGCAGACUAUCAAGUUCAGCCCUCAUUCGCCUUCGGUAUUCUUCCAAUUUGCUCGAAAUAAAGUGGAUGGACAUGGUGGUCUGCGACUAUGGGAAACUGUCAGCUCCACCAAUUCGCAUAAAUUGAUUCCAACCGACAUCAAGUUCAACGAAUAUCACCGAGAAAUCACCAGCUGCUGCUGGUCUCCAGAUGGACAUCUGUUUGGUGUCGAUACCACAGGAAAUAUCCAUGUUGUUGCCAAAGAUGAAACAUCGUGGAAAAAGCUAGCUAUUUGCAAACAUACAAGUACUUCUGAUCAACCAGGAUGCUUUCAAUUGCUGUGGUUCAAAGGUGGCUUAUUGAAGGAGCUGAAAAACAAGGCUGUUCAGCAUUACAAACGUUUAUCUCCCACUGAAUGGCAGGUUAGCUGGAAACUCAAUGUCUCCAUUGAUACAAAAAUUUUAUUAAUAAAUCGAUCAAGAGAUUGUAUUAUUGGAUAUGGAAAUGAGGGAGAGUUGGUGAGAAUUGAUGGAAAAACGUCUUGUAAGUUUAUAAAAACAUUCAUGUUCAAAUUUGAGAGGGCAACGUUCCUCUAUCCCUGCAAAAAUACCUUGGCCACCAUAUCAGAAAACUACCUGACGGUGUGGUUUGUGGAUACUGGAGAACUUGUUGGGAACCUAAAGUUUGAAUCAGAGUGCAUUUAUCUCAGCUGUCUGACUGAGACCGCUUCUAGUGAAUCCAAGUGUAUAUUUUGUGUUGUACUGUCUUCUGGAGUGAUGGCACUUCUCAUGCUGGAGGAUGAAACACAUCGUCCAAUCGUGAUCAGUUUUGUGUACCUUUGCAAUGAGCGCAUCUGUGAUGUUCCCUGCUUUCUCUCUGAUGACAGCCGAAUGCUUGCUACUGCUUGCUUCAACACUGGAAAGCUAUUUACAUUGACGUUGGAUUCAGAGAAGAUGUCUGAUGGUAAUUCUGUUGAAGUUGCUAAUUUUGUCGACAUUGGAACAAGUAUUCAGAAAGCAAAAUUCUCUAAAGAUGCUAGAGAGGCGGAAUAUUUUUUAAUUGUUCUAAAAGAAUCUGAUACAACUUGUGAUAGUAAAUUUGUGAUUUUCAACACAAAAUUGGAAACUGUUGCUAAUAUCAUCAUGCACGAUUGCCAAGUGGUUGACUUUAUUCCUGGCUUUGACAAUAAAUGCUACAUGGCUAUACAAGGCUCAAUAAUGAUACAUGUUGUUCACUUCCAGUAUGAAGAGGAAAGAGCGACAACUGUUUCAAAAGUUGAUAAUGGCCAUCGUAUGCGAGGCUUCCAUUUUUCAAGCUUCCAGAAUGAUGUGCUGUCCUUUGGAUGGGAUGGACUGAUCCUGGUAAUUGAUCAGCUCUCAGGCAAAGUGGUUGAAACUAUUUGUGCGCUAUACAGAUUUGAAGAUGGCAUCAACUAUGCAAUAUCAGAUGGUGACAGAAGGCAUAUUCUAGUGAUCUCCAAGGACAGUUCUCUUGUUUGCUAUCAAUUGAACGAAGAGAUGAGCAGUGAAAGCAAACCAAUGAAAAAGAGUGUUGACUCUCCCUCCAAGGAUAUUGUCACAGAAAUGGCCAAGCCAUCUUACGUGUAUCCUCCUGGUGGUAAUUUUGAGAAGACAUGGCUGAACCUUUACAUGCAUGAGUGCUCUGUAAGGGAGAUGGAAACAUGUGAAUUUGAUAUAACCUUCAUUAACAGACAUCUUGCUGAACUGAAAAAUGAGAUUCGGUCUAUGUUGGAUGACAAUAUGAAUGCGAGUGAUGAAGAACGUCUGGACAUUGAGGAGUUCCAACUGGACUGGGAAAUGCAUGAGAGGAGGAAAUCGAAUGCUCUGGCCGAACAGGAUCAGCUGAGGCAAUCCUAUCUCGAUCAGAUCAAUGAAUACAACGGCAUGACCAGCAAAAUUGUUCGCAACUGUUGGGAUGCAAUGCAUGUCAAGACUCGACGCAUCAAGGCUAUAGAAGAUAUUUUCUCUGUAGAAAAUUAUGGUCAGCUUCCAAAGAAUGCUGACAUUGAAGCCGAGUUGAAAAAAGUACAGACUUUGCAAAGAAUUCAAGUAAAGUACAAAUUUGGAGAGAGGUUCUUUCCUUGGCUUGAGCAGUCAAGCACAACAAAACAUAAAUGCAGAACAAUAUCAGAAGAGGACAGACUGAAAAUAAUUUCAAUGGUGAAUGGACAAGAUAGUGAUAAGAAUCCAAUUUCAGAACAGAGUGCUAGGGAUGCGAUUGAAGUGGCUGAGAUUGGGCGUCGCUUUGAGUUGUCGGGAGCCAGUAGUUGGAAGUUUGUUGAUAUCCCCGAACAACUUGUAUCUCAGAUGACAUUCACCAGUCAUAUUGACACUUGUGUAAACUUCAUCAUGUUUGAGUUGGUGCUAACUGAAUUGCAAGAUUUCUUCAAUAAAAAGUUUGAUGAAGCAUUCGCUGUGAAAGAAAGAGAAGUUGAUGAAAUAACUCGAUGUAACAACCGAUUGAGAGAAAUACAUUUCGAAAUGGAGCAUGCUUGCAAGAAUCCAACCUCAGAAGAUCUACCAACUGAUCCCAAAUUCUUUCCAGUGGAAAAACCAUCCAAAAUAAUCACAGUCGACGAUAGUGAGGUGCCAGUUGAACCGUAUGUGUCACCGAGUGAAUUGCAACUGAGAGCUGAACGACAUGCCGAGGAGGAGAGACAGCGCCUCCUCCUGUUGGCCGACAAUUUCAGGGAGCUUGCGUUGAUGGAAAUGAUGGAUGGUGUUCUGGAAAUUCGCUGGGAAGAUGAACUCAAGAAGGAAGUCGAUCUCCCCAAAUGUAUGAAAACCAAAGACCCGGAAGAUUUUGAUGAGAACGAUUUGAAAACAGUUAUGGAAUAUGAGAAGCAGUGUGAAUUUUUGAAUUCAGAGCGAGAACGCUAUAGAAAAAUGCUUGUACAGGAGUAUAAUAAAUUGAAGGAUCAUAUUGCUGACUCCAUUCUUAAAUUUGAUCAUUACUUACUCAGUAUCCUCCAUUUGAAAAUUGCUGUUGACGCGGCAAUAAAUCAUGAAAUGCUGAAGAUGACAAAAUCCAGACUAAACUGCUACAGAUUCACGCAUUUUGAUGAAAAAGAAAUAGAGUUGGCGAGAUACGUGCGUGAGGUCGAGCGCGAAUCAGCUGAACAGCUGCGUCAGCUGGAGUUGCUUAGAGAGAGCGAGGCAGCGGUGCAAGCUGCGCAUGAGCAGACCGUGGCACGUGACAAGCAAAUGGAGCGGCGGUUUAAAUCGGAGCUUAUUAACUACAAUCUCACCCCCAUUGUGCUUGACCAUCUCACCAAGCAGUUCAAACGUCGCCCAAAAGUGAUGCAAGUGUCAGCCGCAUCUCCGCAGCUGCUGUAUGAUGUGGCGAAAUGCGUGCGAAACCCAGAGCUGCAGUACCAGGUCUACUUGCCAUCAGAAUAUCACGAUUUCCUCAAGUCACUGGACAACUAUGAUUCCUUCUCCAAUGCACCCGCCAACUUUGACGAGAAUGUUUGGAAGGUAUUUGUGCAAGUCAGAAGAAACAAAGUCGAGAAUGAAUUUAAGGUGAAAGCCAGUGCUCUGGAAGUGGCAGAUUCAGAGAAAAUGGUAGCAAGAGCCAUAAGUGCAAUGCAGUCACUCAAUGAAGAAGCGGCUCAUAGUAAACUACGAUCUCUCAGAGAGGAAAGAACCAAAUUCAAUCAGAACUUCCAGGUUCAACUAGUAUUGAAACAAGGCCAAGUUGAGCUUCAAACCUCGGGACAGAUAUCGGAUUUUGAUGAUUGCGUAUUGGUUGAUAAAAGUCUAGUUGAAGAUAUCAAUAAUCUUGUCAAACAAGCUGGUGCAUCAAAGUUGAAAGUAAUGCUGGAGGCUGCCAAUUUUCACAGAGGAAUAAUUUUCAAGGAAUGGGAACAUAAAAUGCUGAGGAUGAGAAUAGAAGAUCUCAAACACGAAUUACAACAGAUUGAUGGUGUCAGGGUGACAAGAUAUGUGAAAAAGUAUCUGAAAAAAGUAGAAAGAUUUGGUGAACCAACCUUGGAAGAUUUAAUCGCAGUCAACAAAGAUGUUCCGGCUUUAAAAAUGAUACAAGCAUGCCAUGAACGGGCUGUGAAAGACCUGAAACUAAAACAGAAUGAGGUUGAAAAAGAGUUUAAUGAAAUGGAACAAGAAGGUCAAGAUCUUGAUAACCGAAUUUCAAGUUUGAAUGAUGAAGUAACCGAGCUGCAUAUUCAAAGGGAUCUCGAGUUUGAGUGCAGUGAACAAUCAGAUGUACAACGAAGGAUGAAUGUGAUUAACAGAAGAGGUCGACUUACUGAAAAGAUAAAUGAAACCAACAAAGAAUUGGCGAUCCUUCAAACUGAGUUGGAAAUACUUCGUAUGAGAACCUAUCCAACUUUGAGGCACAGGUCGUUGAUUUGAGUCCACUUCUAUAAUAUGAUGAUCCGAAGUUUGGUACUUGUUGGACUCUUGAAAUAUCAAUUUUAUCACCACCAAGUCAUUGGAACUGAUGAAAAUGGAUCAAAUACUGGUGAUGAGUGACGUCAUACCCCGUUGCCAGUGUAUCAAGAGAGGGGACAGGUAGUUCCAAAGAACAAAAGACUGUAAAUUCAGUAAUUGCAUCUUGAAAGCAAUGAUCCUGCUCCAUUACAACUGAAAAAUGAGCGUACUACAUAAGGACUCGUAUUCUAUUUCUAAUACAAGGAGAUUCAUAAUUAUUAUUAUUAUUCUCACUUGGCAAAGAUUGUGUAAUUACUUUUUUAAGGUUAUUACAUAUUUCAAAUAUUAUUCUAUCUUCAAGUAUUGAUCAAAUUGAGCUAAUAAAAAACUGAAAAAUGAAACAAUUCCUUUGAUCU
This is a messenger RNA of Nilaparvata lugens (brown planthopper), 5477 nucleotides long. Its product is annotated as cilia- and flagella-associated protein 43. Gene Ontology annotation, molecular function: protein binding. Gene Ontology annotation, biological process: cilium assembly. Bases 190 to 5043 code for a protein of 1617 amino acids. Gene Ontology annotation, cellular component: axoneme. The transcript has 29 exons. The record is from RefSeq and is a predicted model, not a curated record. NCBI's taxonomy places the organism in Eukaryota, Metazoa, Arthropoda, Insecta, Hemiptera, Delphacidae.